Messenger RNA from Chara braunii, 319 nucleotides. The record is from the annotation of a GenBank genome assembly. Lineage: Eukaryota; Viridiplantae; Streptophyta; Charophyceae; Charales; Characeae.
UGCGAUCUUUUGGAGAGCUUCACAAGCUGUUGGAUAUGGAAGUGGCUAAGAACGUGGCUGUUGAAGACGUUUGCAACGGUGGUGGGAAUUCUUCUCAUUCAUGGCCUAGUCAGUGUCAGAACAUGUUUGGCAACCUGUUGAUUGCGCAGUGGGAGAAGUGUGGCGAGAAGGGUUUGUACCGCUAUGACAUCACACAAUGCCAGACAAAGGUAAGUUUGUUGAUCCCGGGUGAUUAUGGGUUUGUGUGACAUUGGUUGGUUAAUUGGUUGUUUGCGGUUUACUACUGACGAUUAUUUCUGGCGCAGCUGAAUGAGCGACG